CUUCUCCCUUUGCUUCUUUCCAUCAGUAGUGUGCCUAUAUAUAUUUAGCAUUAGCCCCAAAUAUUCAAAUCAUCAAAUCAACUAUACAGCAAUCUAAAUACCAAAGUACCAAUUCAUCACCACAAAAAAAAAAUACCUUAAACCAGCGGCUUAUUACUUUCUAGCUAAUCUCUUUAUCCAAUUUACUCUUUCACUGCCUAUAUAUUCAGCCUUAUUUAGCUUUAAUUUUCAAUCAUCAAAUAUUCAAACAAAAUCAGAGAACCAAAGAAGAAAAACAGAGAUAAAUUUUAGAAGAAAAAUCAAUCAGAAUGAGUUCAAGCAGGAGAGCAUGGAUAGUAGCAGCUAGUGUUGGAGCAGUAGAAGCUUUAAAAGAUCAAGUUGGAUUGUGUAGAUGGGAUUAUCCAUUGAAGUGUUUGGCACAACACACAAAGAAUAACAUGAGAUCUUACUCUCAAGCUAAAAAACUUUCAUCUUCACUAAUUGCAAAGUGUGAAAAGACAGAGCAAUCUGAAGAAUCUCUGAGAAAAGUUAUGUAUUUGAGCUGUUGGGGUCCAAAUUGAACAUUUUAGAAUAGUGAUAAAUGAGACAGAAAAAAAAGUGUAAAUAGGACAAAGAUGUACUAGUUGAAGGGCAUGUCAUUUUAAUGAUAAGCAUGUAUCUGUAAUUUUAUGUGACACAAUAUGAAAUAGAGUUGAUAUUUUGGUGAAAUUGAUA
This is a messenger RNA of Solanum pennellii, 714 nucleotides long. RefSeq lists its product as uncharacterized. The record is from RefSeq and is a predicted model, not a curated record. The transcript has a single exon. The coding region runs from base 309 to 560 and encodes 83 amino acids. Lineage: Eukaryota; Viridiplantae; Streptophyta; Magnoliopsida; Solanales; Solanaceae.